This is a messenger RNA of Talpa occidentalis (Iberian mole), 2886 nucleotides long. It is a transcript of the gene SLA, whose product is annotated as Src like adaptor. The record is from RefSeq and is a predicted model, not a curated record. The transcript is spliced from 8 exons. The coding region runs from base 328 to 1164 and encodes 278 amino acids. Gene Ontology annotation, molecular function: protein binding. Lineage: Eukaryota; Metazoa; Chordata; Mammalia; Eulipotyphla; Talpidae.
GGCAGGGCUGCGCGGGGUUUCUGAUCUCCCCUCGGUUGGAGAUGCUUGGAGCGGAAGCAGAACAUUGCAUCUUGGAACGAAUCUGUUUUUGAUCAUGCAAAUGAAGGCCCGGGUAGUGUAGGCAGACUGUCAGUUUCACCAGUUAGGAAGAGAGAGAAAAGGGGGAAAAUUCCCCGCCACGGCAACGGAUGAAGAAUUUCAGCAGAAAGCUGCUACUUCGGAAGACCAGAUCCUUCUCCGUGAACGGAGCCUUUGGAGGCGUCUCAGCAGCCCUGAUGCGCCACGGGUGGGCUUCGGGCGACUUCGACGGCCCAGGCAGAGAGAGGAAUGGGGAACAGCAUGAGAUCCACCCCGGCGCCCCCCGAGAGGCCCCUGCCCAGCCCAGAGGGACUGGACAGCGACUUCCUCGCCGUGCUGAGUGACUACCCAUCUCCUGACAUCAGCCCCCCAAUAUUCCGUCGAGGGGAGAAACUGCGUGUGAUUUCUGAUGAAGGGGGCUGGUGGAGAGCCAUUUCUCUUAGCACUGGUCGAGAGAGUUAUAUUCCUGGAAUGUGUGUGGCCAGAGUAUACCACGGCUGGCUGUUCGAAGGGCUGGGCAGAGACAAGGCGGAGGAGCUGCUGCAGCUGCCAGACACCAAGAUGGGCUCCUUCAUGAUCAGGGAGAGCGAGACGAAGAAGGGCUUUUACUCGCUGUCGGUGAGACACCGGCAGGUGAAGCACUACCGCAUCUACCGCUUGCCCAACAACUGGUACUACAUCUCCCCGAGGCUCACCUUCCAGUGCCUGGAGGACCUGGUCAAUCACUAUUCAGAGGUGGCUGAUGGCCUCUGCUGUGUGCUGACCACGCCCUGCCUCACCCAGAGCACAACAAACCCAGCAGCGAGAGUCCCCGACUCACCCGUCACCAUGCGCCAGAAGACCUUCGACUGGAAGAGAGUGUCCAGACUCCAGGAAGAUGCUGAUCCUGAAGGGGCAGACAACCCCCUGGGUAUGGAUGAUUCUGUAAUCAGCUACGGCCUUCGGGAAAGCAUUGCCUCCUACCUGUCCCUCACCAGCGAAGACGGCAGCUCCUUCGAUCGAAAGAAGAACAGAGUGUCCCUGAUAUACAGCGGCAGCAAGAGGAAGAGCGCCUUCUUCUCCUCCCCGCCUUACUUUGAGGACUAGCUGAGCGCAGACGCCAGGGCGCACGCCCAAGCAAAACAGAGGCCAGAAGACGCCCAGGGUCUUGCGGAGCCGGGGUUCCCUGGCCCUGGGGGACCUCGCAUCUGUCUUCCAGAAGCCCAGAGAGGCCACAUGGAGACUUGAACUCAAAUCUUCUCUAGCCACAUCUCUGCAAAGGGAGCCCCUCCCUGGUGUGUGAGCGGGGUUGGGGCGUCUCAAGAUGUCGGCUCCUGCUGGGACUGGGCAGAGUUUCAGAGCCACACGUUUGUGGGAGAGACAUGGACACACGAGAAAUACACCAGGAAUAUUCACGAGGCCACCCAGAGGGCCAUGUCUGAGGUCACCAGAAAGAACUGCUGAGUGAAACCAGCCUGAGUUAAAAGCUGUGGCCUGGCAGUGGGUCUGGCUUUGCAGACUGGUGUCCACAGUGAACUCGGGAAACCAGCGGGCAAGAAGACCUCGGUCUGGGCUCCUCCCUCUCAUAGAACUCGGUGACACUAAAGUUAACCCUGCUCAGCAGCCCUGCACCAGGAGACACCGAGGCCGGCUCCUGCGUCAUCCACACGUGCAGGUUCAACAGGCUCCCUCCUUCUGCAGAGGGCAAUGUGUCAGGAGAAAGGGGGGCUGCUGGUGGGGAAGCAGGGGUGGACCUGGAGCAGCCCAGCUCUUACGAUGCCCCAGCCACAGCUCUGCAGCACAGAAAGCCCCUCUAUGGGGUACAGAGACCCCUGCUAUAUUGAAGCAUCAAUGAUUCCUUCAGGAUUGCCCGAAGAAGAGGUGCUGCAUUAAGUCCCCAGCCAUGGAGACAGGGAGAAAAGCUGUGAAAAUGGGGUAUAAAAGGAAUAGCCAGCUCAUGAUUCGGGGUGGGGAUGGAGUCAGGCAAGAGGCACCACAAGCUCAUGUUUCAGGGACCCUCGGAGAUUGGACAGCAUGACUGGACUGAGGAGAACAGGGGUUGAAUUUCUCAAAAAAAGGAAAUGGAUAAGUUGGAAAGAAUGAAUUCAUCCAGUAUUUUAUUCUAAGGAGAGCCUGGUGUCCACAUGAACAAAAACGCGGAGCUCCAGGGAAGUCAGAGUAGCUUCAUUCUGUCUUACAUAAUGUUAAGAGAUGAAAGAGAAGCAGAAACCAGAGCUAGAGGAGAGGGAUUUAUGCCAGGCCCCUCCUGCUCCUGGUAGGGGUGAGGCCUUGACAACCUUGACUGCUCGGGGCAGAGGUCGAGACGUGUCUCCAGCUGCCCCAUCACAAGGUCUCCCUGGUAACCACACACAUUCCACAGACCUGAGCUCAGCGAGCCAGUGGAGUGUGGACACGCAUGUCCGUGACCGCUGCGCCAUGGAGUCCAGAGUGUUUAUACAGGAAGGCUUGUGUGGUUUCCUGCACGACCUCAGACGAACCAGCCAACAUAGGAGGAAUGCAUGUAACACCGGGACCAUGAUUCCCCAGCAGGCAGGGCCACCUCGCAUCACGGAUGCCAGUGCCGCAUCUCACAAAGCGUGUUCUGUUGUGACAAAUGUGAUCUGAACAUCUGGGGAGCACUCGGGGGGGAUUUCUAAGUGGGAAGCAUUACACUUUACUAAAUCAUGUAUUUAUUCCUGAUUGAAAUAAGCCUAAUAAAUAUUUAACUCUUAAUACGUGGAGAGAGCUGUCUGGGUGAGGGGUACAUGGUUCAUUCAGAAACUUCUGUCGGUUUGAAACUUGCCACUGCCAGGACAGGGGAGCAAGGAA